CCAUACAGCAGGUGGCGGUAAGCUCCAUUAUUGGCCCGCUAAAGUCACGAAGAAAUAAAUGCUGUUGUCACUUCCGCAACAACUGACAGUGCAACAACAUGGAAGCAAUGGCUGAACAUAGCCAGGAAACGAGGGUUACCGGCGAAAGUGGCGCAGACAAGAUACAAGAGCGGCUUCAGAGGCGGCACCAGGCGAGGGCAGAGGAUGCCGAGCGGAAGAAGGAAGCUCAAGCGAGCCAGUCUGUCGCCGAGGAAAAGAGCGGGUAUUUCCUCAGUACUUUCAACGCAGAGCGGGCCUCCAUCGAGGAUCUGCUGUCCAGCUGCUCCGGAGCGGACCGUGCGGUGGUGACCCAAACACUGGAGGAGGCGACGGUCAAAACGCUGCAGCUGCAGAAGUUUCUGAACGACAGCAUGUUGUUUCUCACGCAGUACGAGCUGAGACGAGCCCAGGAUGCUCUGAAGAAACUCCUCACCUCCUCAGCUGACAUCAGAGAGGAGGCUCUGCCCAAGAAGAAGUUUGCCUUUCGAGCUCGCAGUAAAGCAACAGAUAAGGUCUCUGCACCCCCAGUGACAGACACACCUACAGUUACUGAUAGCACCAAGGUGGAUGUAGCUCCUGCAGAGUCUGUGCAGUGCUGCUUCUCCAACAUGGACAAUGUGUGUAUGAUAAAGACAGCAGAGGAGAUUAAUAAACAAGACGUGCUGUUGACUCACCUGACUAACUGUAAAGUGCGUCUGUUUGGGUCUCCUAGCACGCUGCACAUGACUCACAUUGACAACUGUGAGAUCCUCUGUGGUCCCGUGUCAAGUUCAGUAUUUGUUGAUCACUGUAGGAACAGCACUCUGGCCAUCCCUUGUCAGCAGCUGCGGACCCACAACACCACAGACACACAGGUGUAUCUGCACGUCACCAGCCGAGCAAUCGUAGAGGACUGUCGUGGGGUUGGCUUUGCCCCGUUUACAUGUUCUUAUCCCACCCUUGAUGAGGACUUUAUUGUGUCUGGAUUGGACCGGCAUCGAAACAACUGGAGCCAGGUGGAUGACUUCAACUGGCUCGCUGCAGGAACGCCUUCCCCAAACUGGGCUCUCAUCCCAGAAGCAGACAGGAAAACCAACUGGGAACUCUAGAUUUGAAAGACCUUAACUUGUUAAAGUAACAUGUCAAACAAUCAAAUGUUUAAUUUUCAGCACAAAUACACAAUGCAUCUUGUCUGGGUUAUUUCACAGUUGCAUGAAGGUUUUCAGUAGGUUGUCAGUUAAUACAAAAAUAAAAAAUGUUUCAAAAGGCAUUCAUGCUUUUAGCUUACACUUGCCAAAAAGACUGAAAAACAAAAUGCUAAAAAAUAGCGUUUGAAUGUGUCUUCAUAAAGAGAAUGCUCGACUCUUCAUCCUUAGAUUUGAUGCCUAUUAAAAACAUUUAGUUUCCCAUGCAGUACGAGCUGAUUCGAGCCUAUUUAGGCGGUUUGCACUUUUUUUGGAAGAUCCCAGCCAAUAUACCUUGUAGUAAAUAGUCUUUCAUUUGUAAUGCUGAGUUUGUCAGCCAAUGACUAACAAGAAACAAAAUAAAACUAUUACUACUAAAAAUGUUCAGAUUAGUAACUAUCGUGGUCACAUUGUUAAAAAGAGAUCUCUACCCAAAAAAUAACUGAGAGGCUAAUAAUUAGUAUUGUGUCAAAGUCUUUGAAGAGUAAACUCCUGUGCUGCUGACUAAUCAUUAAUUGUCUUGUUUAUUGUUGUUCAUUUACUCAAAUAUUGAUAUCUGUCCUAAAAGUCACGCUAGAAUUUCCAGGAAAUCUUCCAGGAAGAUUUAAAAAAAAGAGCCUCCUGCUGAUACAUUCUUACAGAUUUCACUGUAGUCAUUAUAAAAGGCACAAUUUCUUUGUCAAAAAUAAUAUUCUGGCGCGAAAAGAAAUUCCAAUAUGAAAAUUGCUGUUGUUGAGGGAAAAACAUUCUGCUAACGGAGAAACCAUUGUCCAAUAAUUUACAUAAUGACAAAGCACAUUGAAAUGUAGAAUACUGUUCUGUUUCCUUGUCAUUUUAAUAAUGAUACAAACCUGAAACCUAUUGUGUAAUACAUCUACACAGUAACAUCCAAUAUUCAUUCAAAAGAUUUAAAACCACUCAAACCCUCACGCAAAGAAUUAACUUAAAAGCACUCAAUGGUACAAAUCCAUUUACAUGUUUAUUAUUUAAGUGAAGAAGGCCUGGAAUGAGCCCAAUGUUAAAAUGCUGCCGGCGACCAUCAACCUUGAAUGGCACUGGCUCUGAUCUACAACUUGCAACAAUAUCUUGUCUGUACUCUUGAAAAGUAACUGCCAUUGAAAUGAGACAAAAAUAAAUCAUAUUCCUGCUCUA
Molecule: messenger RNA, 2354 nt
Organism: Gymnodraco acuticeps
Lineage: Eukaryota; Metazoa; Chordata; Actinopteri; Perciformes; Bathydraconidae
Gene: tbcc
Product: tubulin folding cofactor C
Exons: 1
Coding region: 99-1127 (342 amino acids)
Biological process (GO): tubulin complex assembly; post-chaperonin tubulin folding pathway
Cellular component (GO): cytoplasm
Molecular function (GO): tubulin binding
Source: RefSeq, a predicted model, not a curated record